Messenger RNA from Aspergillus mulundensis, 573 nucleotides. RefSeq lists its product as uncharacterized. NCBI's taxonomy places the organism in Eukaryota, Fungi, Ascomycota, Eurotiomycetes, Eurotiales, Aspergillaceae. The record is from RefSeq and is a predicted model, not a curated record. The transcript has a single exon. The coding region runs from base 1 to 573 and encodes 190 amino acids.
AUGUUCAACCAGAAAUCCUCAAAGUCUCCAACCUCUAGCCAGAGCUCGUCACGCUCGCAGUCGGGCAAUCGUCAGCAAGAAACUCAUUACCGGGUCUUCAUACCACAAAUCGACUCCGUCGCCUUUGACCCUCUUGACCCGCCCAAGCGAUACCACGAAGGUAUAUUCGUCACAACCAAUGACCGUGAACGCACUGGAACACUUUUCCACGUCACAGGCGACGUUAUUGCAGCCGGCGGUAUGAGAUACGAAGCGAAAGACGGCUAUGAUCCCUUGAGCUCAAGGCAUUUUCACGCCAUGCCGUUUGUCGGAUGGGUCCGUAAGGACGAUUACCAUUCAGGGAGAAUUGACUCUGUCUUGAGAGCUCUGCCGAGACCAACCAAACAACAGGGGUUGAACUUCUGGCAGAAGAAGGAGGACCCUACUGAAGAGACUGAGAUGAUCUGGACGAAGCAGAACGGGGAUCCUUACAAGCCUGGAGAGCCCCGACGACCCAUUUUCAAAUGCAACGAGUGGACGCAUCAGUAUGCAGUCCCAGCGCUACGAAAUGCAGGCAUUCUACGCUCGGGUUAA